Messenger RNA from Linnemannia hyalina, 537 nucleotides. NCBI's taxonomy places the organism in Eukaryota, Fungi, Mortierellomycota, Mortierellomycetes, Mortierellales, Mortierellaceae. The record is from the annotation of a GenBank genome assembly.
AUGACAGUAACAGAAAUCCCACCAGCACCACCAUGCUUCUUCUACGGGUCUCUAAUGAACGAAAAAGUCCUCAACGCCGUCACUCGCCCCGGUCCUGACUCCAACACAAUCUUUGCCGUCAAUGCCACCAUCCAGGGCUACACGAGGUUCACAUACCACAACCAACCCUACCCCGGCAUGAUCCCCUCCACAAACCCCCUCGAAAUCGUCUCUGGCCUCCUCGUGUUCGGCCACACCCCGCUAGAACUCCACCGACUCGACGAAUUCGAAGGGCCCGAAUACCCACGCUCCACCAUCCCCGUCCGCCUGUCCUCCGCAGUCCCUUCCACUUACACGAUCGACGGCCGGGUAGAGGGGUACGCGGAGGGCGAGAUGGUGGACGCGUAUGUGUACCUGUUUAGUGGGCCGAUGGAGCAUUUGGAUUUGGAGCGGCCUUGGGAUUAUGAAAAGUUUAAGCAGGAGCAUGUGAAGGAUUGGAUGACGGUCGAUGCGACCUUUCAGAGUAUGGUUGAGCGGUCUGAGAAGGCCAUUAUAUAG